AUGUCCGGCACGGGAGCUCCCGCCUCCGCAGCCGAACCACCCGCGUCCGGGGAAAUCCGGAACACGUCGACCGGCUCAUCAACGAGUGCACAAGAUGCCGCUGCCGACAAUCUCAUCCAACUUACGAAGGAUGAUUUCUACACCCUGUUCGGCACACCGACAGGCGACCCCAAACGCGAACCGGACAGCUUAGAGGAGAAGGAGAGUCGUCAUUCUUCCAAGGCUCCUCGCUGGUGGAGGGUAGUCAAAGGCUGCAAGACCUUCGACCCGGAACACAACAUCGGCGUGUGGCAAAACAUCCGAUUUGAAGAGGUGGCCUCGCAGCGGAGAUAUUACCUUUACAACACUAUCGUCUACGGUGGCCUUGUCUCGCAGCUCGUCAUCUCAGCCGUGCUAAUCCUCCUGGGCGCUAACUCGUCGGAUCACCAUAUUGCAAUCGCGGUUCUGGGGUCUGCGAAUGGCGUCAUCACGGGCGUCUUGAGUUUGAUUAGGGGGCAGGGCUUGCCCAACCGGUUGAUGCAGUACGCAAAUGGAUUGCGGAAAAUACGGGAGCAGAUUGAGUGGAUGGAGAAGGAGGUGAGAGCGAAGAGAAGAAUUGUUUCGUACCAGGAGGCGGUAGAGCUCAGGAACUUGUACGAGCAGACACGGGCGGAUGCACAGAGAAACCAUCCGGAUACCUGGACCUCGGGCUCAGGGACGGAUAGUAAGACUUGGAAAGGCGACGAGAAAGGCACCAGGCACCCAUGA
Coniosporium apollinis CBS 100218 is the source of this 747-nucleotide messenger RNA. RefSeq lists its product as uncharacterized. The record is from RefSeq and is a predicted model, not a curated record. The coding region runs from base 1 to 747 and encodes 248 amino acids. Lineage: Eukaryota; Fungi; Ascomycota; Dothideomycetes. The transcript has a single exon.